UGUCUGUCUACCACCUUCCUCAUCAUGGCCGACCCGACAGCUCCAAAAAGACGGAUCGUGGUCCUCAUAUCCGGCUCAGGGACGAAUCUGCAGGCUCUGAUUGAUGCUCAGAAUACCCCUGCAUUACCGGAUGUCGAGAUAUCGCUGGUGUUGUCGAAUCGUAAGGCAGCGUAUGGCCUGAUGAGGGCUGCACAGGCUGAUCCACCGAUACGGACGGCGUAUCUGGCUCUGCAGCCGUAUCUCAAGGCCAAUCCGGGCAAGACGCGAGACGACUACGACGCUGAGGUCGGGAAGAUCGUACUGAAAGAGAAUCCUGACCUUGUCGUACUCGCUGGCUGGAUGCACGUAUUCGGCGAUGGGUUCUUGGAUUUGGUUUACGGCGUCAAGUCUGUUGAAGGCGAACGACCUGUAUCGUCGCCGAUCCCGGUGAUUAAUCUUCAUCCUGCGCUGCCCGGAGAGUUUGACGGUACGAAUGCUAUUGAGCGGGCGUACGAGGCAUUCAAGAGGGGAGAGAUCAAUCGUUCUGGUGUUAUGGUGCAUCGGGUCGUGAAGGAUGUCGAUCGGGGAGAGCCUUUGGUGGUGAGAGAGGUUGUUUUUGAGAAGGACGAGUCAUUGGAAGCGUUCGAGGAGCGUCUGCAUAAGGUCGAGUGGGAAAUCCUUGUCAAGGCAGCUAAGAACGUAUUGGAUGAACUAAUCUAACGACGAAAACCGAAAAGCUCUGCAGAAAUGUACUACUACGCGCCCAUUUUUAUGCUGUUGCCUACAAUAAUGUAGUAGCAGUUUGGAUGCCAGAAUAAUCCACUUCUUUCGCUCUGCGAAUAGAC
Molecule: messenger RNA, 824 nt
Organism: Desarmillaria tabescens
Lineage: Eukaryota; Fungi; Basidiomycota; Agaricomycetes; Agaricales; Physalacriaceae
Product: phosphoribosylglycinamide formyltransferase
Exons: 3
Coding region: 25-699 (224 amino acids)
Biological process (GO): 'de novo' IMP biosynthetic process
Cellular component (GO): cytoplasm
Molecular function (GO): phosphoribosylglycinamide formyltransferase activity
Source: RefSeq, a predicted model, not a curated record